Messenger RNA from Paramuricea clavata, 1033 nucleotides. The record is from the annotation of a GenBank genome assembly. NCBI's taxonomy places the organism in Eukaryota, Metazoa, Cnidaria, Anthozoa, Malacalcyonacea, Plexauridae.
AUGGAUGUUUGGAGCAGGAUAAAGAUUGACGAAGCAGUUGGUUCAGCAAAGCUAAGGAAAUUGCAGAAGAUUGGUGACACUAUAUGGUGGCCUAAGCAGGCAGCAUUAGAAACAAUUUUUUGUCCGUAUAACAAUAAAAAAAGGAACAUAUUUUGUCAUGCUAAAGGUACCGAAUGAUAGUGUGAAUCUGCCCACAUACAAUGCAAAGGCAUCUAUUGAAACCUCGACGUUGCUUGAAAAAUGGUUACAAUUCAGUAACAUUUUAACUGCGUAUUUUCUACUUCUUGUGCGUAGUAAUUUACGACAAGCAUCCGAUUACUUGCAAACAAGUGGUUUGGAUUACCUUAGUGCUUGGAACAUGGUGCAGUCAUCAAAAGACGAGAUACACAGAAUCUCAUAUGACACCACUGUAUGAAGCAUCAAUUAAUUUUACCCAGUCAAUGAAUGUCAAACUGGCUGAAGACGAUCUUGACAACAUUAAAGUUGAAUCGAAACUAGAAGAUUCAAGAGUAAUGGAGAGCAAGCAUCUGAUAUGCUAGCCGAGGAUCCAAUUGUGCGGUUUCGUGCAAACGUUUUCAGACGAGUAGUUGACCAGAUUACGACUAGUAUUGACCAAUGCUUUAGUCAAAACGGUCAACUGAUUAAAGAUACAGCAUAUCUUGAUCCACGACGUUUUGAUGAAAUAGUCUUGUCUGGAGUUUCUGAAAACAGCCUUACUAAAGUUGCUAAGAUAACUGGCAUUGCCACCAUGACCAGUACCAAUGAGGAGAAGAGCAGUGAAGAGGAGAGCAGUGAUAAUGAAGACGGUGGUGUCAGCAAGAAUCCAAUACUAAGAAAUCGAAAUGCUGCUCGCAAAGGAAACUGUAAAAAGCGUCUUGCUUGCUGUCACAAAAUCCUCUUCAAGUACUCACUCAUCACUUCAGCUCUAACAAAUUUGUUUGUUGUGUACGAACAUUUGUUGACAUUGUCAUUUACGCAAGUUAACUGUGAAUGGGCAUUUAGCAAGUUGAAACAAAUAACGCCCCCUUUCUGA